CCCGUAAAGUGUAGUCGAUUUUUAAUGAUUGCACAUUUUAGACAGAUUUUUUGCUUUUUAUUCAGUAUAUUCAAAUGCCACAAAAAUAGAUACGUUUGUUAAUUUUAGUAGGUUGGACUUCUUUUAAAGCAAAUUCAAAGCGGAAAAGACGUUGGAUCGGUGAAGAUGUCCGGGCAAGCCUGAUGCCCUGUAAAAAUUGCCCUUAGAAAUCUCUCUUGUUGGUCUAUGAUAGUUAACGCUAGUCCGCUUCUUUGAAUCUACACGAACAAACUUAAAUACACAUAAAAAUCAGGUCACCGUUCCUACUGAAGAGUCGUCUAUGAAGGAAAGUUGUUAAAACAAAAUUACUUCAGCUUUAUACCUGUUGCUAAAGCAUUUCGCACUGUGAGUGGUGAAAGUUUAUAUAGUGGAAAGUUUUAGUUAGCUAGCUAGCCCUCUAACAUGUUAGUGGAUAGGAGUUGGAUGCUAGGAUGGGAAGAGCUAUCCAGUAGCUUCAUUUCGAGCAUAUAUGUGAUGUAGGUUACAGAAUUGGAGACUAAACGUUUGUAUGUCAAUUUCUUGAGACUUCCACAAAAGGUUAAGAUUAUUCAGGGAUAAUGACACGUUAUCACUAGGUUUAUCAAUGUAUCAUAUUUUAAUUAAUUGCAACUUAAUACAAAAGCAGAUUUAUGUUGCUUUAUCAAAUUUAAAUGUCUGUAGGAUGAACUUUAACAACUUUGAUGAAGUAGAGAAGUACCUUCGAUUUGGGAUAUACACAAAACAUGAUAAAACUUCAAAACGUAUAAUAAGAAGGUGCAGUAAGAAAUUUUUUUGGACUGAUGGUGCUCUUUGGUAUGUGGAUGGAAAACGCCAGCGUAAAGUGCUUCGCACUGAAGAAGAUGUAAAAGCAGUGCUGACCGAACAUCAUAACAACCGCAAACAUGCGGGCCGCUCUAGGUGCCUGAAAGCUGUGUCAGUUCUGUACUACUGGCGCUCAAUGACCAAGGACAUCACAGAUUGGAUAGACAACUGUAAUGGUUGUGCCCAUCCUCCCAGUCCCAUGGUACGAUUACAGUGCAUUGUCCCUGGGUGUGAAAAUGCUGGACUGGCUGAUGGUGAAGAUGGUGUCAGUUUACACAGGUUUCCAUUUGGUGAUCCAAGCAGACUCAACUGUUGGAUCAGCUUUGCUCACAGAGACCGCUGGUCUCUCCAUAGCAGAUCAGCUAUAUGUUCCAAACAUUUCACAGCAGACAGCUUUGAUCGAAGCGCAAACAGUAUUUGCCUUAAAUCUGAUGCUGUGCCCACAGUUGAACCAUCCUCACAACAGGAGGUUAAUAAUGAAUGCUGUGAUGGUGUAUCCAUGGAAUCUGGGGGGGAGGAGCUUCCCUCUGCAGAUGAGGACAUAGUCCAUGUGGAGCACCCUUAUUCCAAAGCUCUCACUGUGCAGACCAGGACAAAGGGAAGUGGUGUGAACAGACACCUUCUGAGCUCCAAGUCUGAGCCGCAUUUCAGAAGGUAUGAUGCUUUGGAGAAGUACUUGCGCACAGGCGUAUAUAGGAGCACCCCCUAUUGCAAGAAGUACACAGUCAGGAGGUGUGCCAAGCGCUUCUGUUACCAAGAUGGAGUCCUGUAUUACCGCCAUGGCUCUAAGCAUCGCAGAGUUCUCCGAAGCCAGGAGGAAGUCGUUCAGGUGCUAAAGGAACACCAUGACAAAAGAGGCCACUUUGGAAUGAGCAGAUGUUUGAGCUCAAUAUCUAAGCUUUACUACUGGGGCACCAUUACUAGGGACAUAGAGGAAUGGAUUGGCAACUGCCAGUUCUGCAUGGAGAUGGAUGAGGCGACACAAAAAUACCGUUGUGCUGUUUACAGCUGCAACAACUACAACGGACCUCUGGAGAGAGCACUGGGCCUGACCUUUCACAGGUUUCCAUUUGAUGAGCCACAGCGACUCAAUGAGUGGAUCAGAAACCUGCGCAGAGUAAAUUGGCAACCCCGGCCACGCUCCGUCGUAUGCUCCACUCACUUCACGGAUGACUGCUUCAGCCGCUCUGGGGACUCUGUUUGCCUCAAGUCUCAUGCAGUCCCCACCCUGCUCCUCUGCACCUCACAGGGUAAGGAAGGGGAAGAUGCUCCUCGCAGUUCGGCUGAGAGGAGGAGCUCUUGUGAACCACAGGAUAAUUCAAACAACCAGCAUGCAUUUUUCUCCAAAUAUGAUGCAAUUGAGAAAUAUUUGAGUGGAAAGGGCUAUCCACCAGGCCUCACCUCUGUGGAGAAAAACACUUUCAGGAGACUCUGCUCCAGAUUUGCUAUGCAUGAUGGCUUCCUGUUCUAUACGUCAGGCAGAGGCAUACAGGAGCAUGGAAGGCGCAGGGUGGUGAGGAGCAGAAAGGAGGUGCAGUCGACGCUCACUGUGUACCACAAUGAGAUGAACCACAUCAAGUUCGAGAAGUGCUUAAAGCUUGUGUCCAGACACUUCUUCUGGGGCUCCAUGCGGGCUGAUGUAGAUCUGUGGAUUCAACAGUGCCCUCGGUGUUCAGGCUCAGAAGAGCCCUGUGCCAUGGAGCUUUGUGCUAGCCCAGGAAGCCUUGAAGUGCCUGAGUCUCUGGAUCACAUUGAAGAACAAGACAUUCUGAACCCCCAGAGUCAGAUGAACAGGAGAGUGGUAGCUGAUGGUGAGCUGAGUCUGUCAAUCACACAGCUGGCUGUGCAGCCGUGUCUGAUUGGUGCCAGACCCAAAAAAGGACUUCCUCCAUGUCAACCUGACGGUAAUACUGCCAAUAGAAUGACUGGAGCUGCUACCACAAGACUCGACCCAGUAACAAGCAGUUACGGACAUCUGCCUGAAGAUUUGGUACUGGAGAGGAGAAACUGCAUUAUGAGUGCGAGGGCUGUGGUCCAGCAGUGUACACAUGCCUUGCUGCAGGUCAAGCCCCAGGUGCCAGAGUCCGACUCCGAAUGGGUAGAGAUUCGUGAGGGAAUGGUGAUCUAUGUGUGCUUUUAUAAAUGUGCUACUGAGAAAAUUGUUCCCAAAAUGGUGAAUUCCUUGCUCAAUGUGCAGUUCUUCCCAGCCAGUAGUGGCAGGCAUGUCUCCAUCUUGGAGCUUCCAGGGAGUGUGCUAAUCGUUCCACAGGACACCAUGACGGGGGUGGUUAAAGGAUUCAAGGUGUUGAACCAUGGCUCCAUUGAGCGGUGGAAAGGCCUGCACCUGUACAAACAUUUUGUCUCCCUGUGUGAAAAGGAACUGGGAGCAUCCAAAAAGUGCUCCGAGGCAGGGGCAGUUGUCCGACAUGGAGUCUACGGAAACAUGCAGACAAUAUACCUUACCAGCAAUGGACCGCUCACUCAUGUAAUUGAGUUUUGAACUUGCACUUACGGGAAUUUCUUUUGGUAACAUUUACCAUGCUGUGAAAGUUUUCUGCCAGAUUCUUUGUUUGAAUCAGUAUUUGAAUUCUCAUUCCUUCCAUUGGAACUCCUAUUGUCUGAGGUUGUGUAACUGGUUUGUGAAAAUAAAGUGGUAUUUGUUUAA
Molecule: messenger RNA, 3505 nt
Organism: Electrophorus electricus (electric eel)
Lineage: Eukaryota; Metazoa; Chordata; Actinopteri; Gymnotiformes; Gymnotidae
Product: D-aminoacyl-tRNA deacylase 2
Biological process (GO): regulation of transcription by RNA polymerase II; tRNA metabolic process
Cellular component (GO): nucleus; cytoplasm
Molecular function (GO): DNA-binding transcription factor activity; RNA polymerase II cis-regulatory region sequence-specific DNA binding; D-tyrosyl-tRNA(Tyr) deacylase activity
Source: RefSeq, a predicted model, not a curated record